Molecule: messenger RNA, 171 nt
Organism: Entrophospora sp. SA101
Lineage: Eukaryota; Fungi; Glomeromycota; Glomeromycetes; Entrophosporales; Entrophosporaceae
Source: the annotation of a GenBank genome assembly
AAUGAUGAUAAGGUUUUAAAAUGGACAAAGACUGAUUCAAAUUAUAAUGAGGACAAGACAGAUUUGGAUUUGGAUGAGAUAGACUAUAACAAUUGCAAUAUUGACCCAAACAUUGAAUUAUUGGAGAAACAGAUACUGGUACAAAGUAUCCUGAUAAAGACAGAACAUUAG